Molecule: messenger RNA, 872 nt
Organism: Triticum aestivum (bread wheat)
Lineage: Eukaryota; Viridiplantae; Streptophyta; Magnoliopsida; Poales; Poaceae
Exons: 6
Coding region: 1-771 (256 amino acids)
Source: RefSeq, a predicted model, not a curated record
AUGUCGUCGCUGGGUACCGCACACCCUUCGACUCGUUUGGGCCGGCCUUUUUAUUUCCUGUUCGUUGUCCUCCUUCCUCCCUCGACCGCUUCGUUCAUUCUCUACAGAGAAGCUUUCCCUUCCUCCCUCGUGCCUGGAUCCCCUUUACCUCCGUCGUUCGACCGCUUUUUCACCUGCUUCUUCCUCCGGGAUCCUACUCCGGCAAGAGACCGCCGCCCUCCGAAGGAGCAGUCGGGUCUCUGUGCUUCCUUUUCAUCCAUUCCACCGCAUCAGAUCUGGCUAACUUCGUCGCAUUGGAUCUUUAUUUGCAAGUCGUCCGUAUCUCCGGCGUGGGCGUCGACGCCGUCUAGGGUCCCGACAAGGUCGGCGUCGUAUAGGGUUCCGUCAAGGUCAGCACCGUCUAGGUCCCCGUCAAGCUUCGUCAAGCUCGGCGUCGACGAGGUGCGACGGGCGGAGGCGGCGGGGAGUGGAGCUUGUUUGGAUUGUAAACCAGAAGCUGUCCUUGGCAUCCCGGGCUUGAUUGCCGCUUUGGAAGCCCAUCCUGCACACGGGGGUAGGCGCGGACGUGAGGCUCGAGGGCUACUACCGCGUAUGGCCGGCCUUGUGGACAAGCAGCGGUAUGACUCAGGAAUUUUCCUUCUCAGUAUCUUAGCAACUACAAAGGUCUCGGAAUCGAUGGUUUCUCUAAUGAUGGUCUACAAGGUCUACGUGAGAAAUUGCUUUUCGAGAUUGUCACUUGCAAGGACAAUGAAAUUCAGCUGCAAUUUGUAACUUCUUUCCUGCAGAGACAUGUAUUAAAAUCCCUACUUCUAUUUAACGCAAGUACAACCGACCAUAAUUUCUCUGGUAGACACUUGUUUUCGUUGGUGCGU